Molecule: messenger RNA, 2167 nt
Organism: Nematolebias whitei (Rio pearlfish)
Lineage: Eukaryota; Metazoa; Chordata; Actinopteri; Cyprinodontiformes; Rivulidae
Gene: usp22
Product: ubiquitin specific peptidase 22
Exons: 13
Coding region: 1-1521 (506 amino acids)
Biological process (GO): protein deubiquitination
Molecular function (GO): zinc ion binding; cysteine-type deubiquitinase activity
Source: RefSeq, a predicted model, not a curated record
AUGAGUCCCGCAGGCUGUCCUCAUGUGAACGGCUUCAAAGUGGACAACUGGAAGCAGAACCUGAGGCUCAUUUAUCAGUGCUUCGUGUGGAGCGGUUCGACCGAGACCAGAAAACGCAAGGCCAAGUCGUGUGUCUGUCACAUGUGUGGCGCCCACCUCAACAGACUCCACUCCUGCCUCUACUGCGUCUUCUUCGCCUGCUUUUCCAAAAAACACAUCCACGAGCAUGCCAAGAACAAGAGGCAUAACCUAGCUAUCGACCUGCUGUAUGGGGGAAUUUACUGCUUCAUGUGCCAAGACUACAUUUAUGACAAGGACAUGGAACAGAUCGCCAAAGAGGAGCAAAGGAAAGCCUGGAAGAUGCAAGGAGCUGGAGAGAGGUACUCGACGUGGGAGCCCACAAAGAGGGAGCUGGAGCUGCUCCGCCACAACCCCAAGAGGAGGAGAAUCACCUCCAACUGUACGAUUGGCCUGCGGGGUCUCAUCAACCUGGGCAACACGUGCUUCAUGAACUGCAUCGUCCAGGCGCUGACGCACACGCCGCUGCUGCGCGACUUCUUCCUGUCCGACCGACACAAAUGCGAGAUGCAGAGCAACUCGUGCUUGGUGUGUGAGAUGUCCCAACUCUUCCAGGAGUUCUACUCAGGCCAUCGCUCACCUCACGUCCCGUUCCGCCUCCUGCACCUGGUGUGGACUCACGCCCGCCACCUGGCUGGCUACGAGCAGCAGGACGCCCACGAGUUCCUCAUCGCAGCGCUGGACGUUCUGCACCGCCACUGCAAAGAUGACAACGGGAAGAAAGCCAACAACCCAAACCACUGUAACUGCAUCAUCGACCAAAUCUUCACCGGGGGCCUCCAGUCUGACGUCACCUGCCAAGUGUGCCAUGGCGUCUCAACAACCAUCGACCCGUUCUGGGACAUCAGCCUGGACCUGCCGGGCUCCUCCACGCCAUUCUGGCCCCUGAGCCCAGGAGGAGAGAUGUCAUCUCUGAACGGAGAGAGUCCCGCCUGUGGAGCCACGACGCUCAUGGACUGUCUGCGCAGGUUCACCAGACCGGAGCACCUGGGCAGCAGCGCCAAGAUCAAGUGCAGCGGUUGCCAUAGUUACCAGGAGUCCACCAAGCAGCUGACCAUGAAGAAGCUGCCGAUCGUGGCCUGCUUUCACCUCAAGAGGUUCGAGCAUUCAGCCAAACUACGGCGGAAGAUCACGACGUACGUCUCCUUCCCCCUGGAGCUGGACAUGACCCCCUUCAUGGCCUCCAGUAAAGAAAGCCGGAUGAACGGGCAGUACCAGCAGACUGUGGACCCAUUCAACAACGACAAUAAGUACAGUUUGUUUGCAGUGGUGAACCACCAGGGGACGCUAGAGAGCGGCCAUUACACCACCUUCAUCCGGCAGCACAAGGACCAGUGGUUCAAAUGUGACGACGCCAUCAUCACCAAGGCUAGCAUCAAGGAUGUGCUCGACAGUGAGGGGUACCUCUUGUUUUACCACAAACAGUUUUUGGAGUACGAAUAGUUGCAGCCUCGUGGAAGGCAAGACAGAAACACUCCAGUUCCCGCUGGAACCACCCCUCUCUACAUCCUUUACUCGUCCCUCUCUGCUGUGCUGGAUACAACAAAUCAAGAGGACUCAUUCAAAAGGACAGAAAGUAGAAGGGAGGUUUGUGGACUUUACGAUUCAGGGCACGAAGACGACACAAGCUGUGAGAGUUUGCACUUGCUUUCAGAUAACGGAGGAAACGCUUCAGUUUCUCCUCCUAUGAGGCGCAGGAACUUUUUCUUGAUCUUGUUUUGGUUUCAUCCACACCUGGGUUCACCUUCCACAGCUGCUUGCAAACUACCUGCAAGGAUUCACACCGGCAACUUCCUGACACAAGCACAUCUAUCGGACACACCAACGCUCCAGCACCAGACCAAAUCCAGAUGUUGUCUUUGUGAGGCUUUUUGUUUUAAAGUAAAACAAAGAAGUUGAUCGUGUUUCUUAUCGGUGAGUUGAAGCUUGUAAAAUAGGUAUGAUUAGGAAGGAACAGACAUUCACAGAAAACUGGCAGGAAGCGCCUCUCUUCCAGCUUCCAGCACUCGGAGAGGAGGAUCAGAUUAUCCAGUGAAUCUAUUUUUAUACAUCUUGCAUUAAAAUGGUUGUUUAUGGUUCCUCCUGAUAU